UGUACAGUGCGAGCGAGUUAGCGGCCAAAGUUUUUGAAGCGCGCAUGCAGGCAGAAAAAGAAAAAAAAGUUCGCCGGGACCCCGUGAGUUGAAGUUCUUCUGUCACGGGCUGCUGCCCACGGAUCCCCGGUGCAGACAUGCGGACUACACACUUCAAUUAACAAGGACCUCUGCGCUGUGUUUUUUUUUAGUUCACUUCACAGUUAACGGGGUUGCUGCGUUCGCUGCCCGCCGUCGUUUCAAUGGACUAUCUCGUGUGUUCCCAUGCAGUGAGUAAUAUAGACUAACAUUGAUAGUAUGGUUAUGACCUGCAGAUAGCAUACACACAGUGACCAUGAGCAUAACUUUAGCUGUUGACAUUAUGCCAUCUAGCCUAGUGUCUUGAAAAAAAAUGAGCGUCCCCUUCGACAAGGAACUGGAACCCUAAUCUCGGAAAACACCGACCCAUGGCUGCAGCAAUGCCCGGCGAAGACAGCCCAUUGCCCGGCAACACUUCCAGGAUAGAUCGCAACGGAUUAGGGGGACUGGUUCACUGUUUCAUAUGUGGAAGCGGAGUUACACCGGGCAAGGAAUUGAGGUUACAAGUGGCAUACCAAAAAGAGAGGGUUUCUUUUUUCCCGUUUCUACAAAAUCAGGAGCCAGCCCCGGGUGCGUCUGAAUUAAGCCCGGAUGGACACGCGCUGGUGUGCGCCGUGUGCCACUGCUUUUUGACGGAGCAGUGGAACUCCUUCGAGCGGAGCAGGACGACCAUUGAGAAGCGCAUGUACUGGCUGAAACGACCCUACCAGUGUGACUCUCGGCGGGUCCCGCAGGAGUGGAACAUCUCUUAUGAUCUGGAGAGGGGGAUCAGUGUGAGCAGCCAGAACUACGACGGAGGCGCAGAGUCGGAUUUCUCGUCUUUUUCUGAAAACGAGAACAUGUCAGACCAGGAGAUGGAUUUAGUCGACAGAGCCGGCAUGAGCAAAGACAAGUGCCUGAGAGCUUCUGGCAAAUCGCCAAGAGACAGUAGCAGGAAGAACAAUGUCAUCAGUGUUAAAAACAGCCCGGAUUCACAGCGGGCGAUGCGCUACCCGGUGGGUGUUUACGGGGCGCAGGGAUCGCCAAAAGCGGAGAGCGUUCUGCUGGCGAGGCGCGGCGCUAACGUUAUGAAUAAUGUAUGUCAAUCAUCAGAAUCUCUGGCAAAGUCCCAGGAAAGAUUCCCUCAGCGGUGCUAUGACAGUCCUUUCGAUGACACACCUGUGCAAGACAACGGGGUCAUUAUGCGCAACAGGCGAUGGAUGGAGGAGGAGAAUGCCAGACAUGCGCAGCCUCGUCCGAUUCAGCGUGUUGCGGACAGCAGCUGCGCCUCGUCCAGACAUCCAUCUCUGCUGUACCGAAUAAGGGGCGAGGAUCACCCCAACACCGCGCUGUCAUCUGUUGGCACCGCCGCCGGCACCACAACAUGUAACAUGGCUGUUCCCAGGGAGAAUAACUCUGACAGCUCUGAUGAAGAUGAGAUUAACAUUACAAGUGAUGAUGACACCGACAUGUAUAAAAGCAAGACAGGCCCAGCGACUCAGUUUAGACCUGUCGGAGACCUUUCAGUGAGAAAGUCCCACCAUGCCGUGGACGCCUGUUCAGAUGAGUGUGUUUGCUAUAUCUGUGGCUCUGGUCUCAGACACGAUGGCCGUUUUAAAGUCAGUGUUCAGAAACAGGAGAGGGCCCAGGGCGAGCCCUUCUUUCCAUUCCUGUGGCUUCACUCCCCUCCUCGGGGGGCAAUACCUAUCACUCCGGCGGGUACCACCCUGGUGUGUGGCAGCUGUCACACCUCCCUCAUGCAGCAGUGGCAGAGCUUCCAGCUGGCGGAUGUGCCUGUCCUCCAGCGCUUGUAUGUCGUCCCCCUCAAUCAGCCCACGAGCUCUAUCCAUCCCUCCCAGCCCACUCCCUCCGAGUCCAUGGAGUGCUUAGCUGAACCCAGGGCUUCGCAUGAGGCCUGUUUUCUCUGUGGUCAGGAGUGUGGAGGAGAUAUGAGAGUAGCAUAUGCACAGGCCGGUGUUGGUAAAUCCCGUGGUGCCAUGUAUUUUCCUUUCAUCAACAUGUUACCGUGUCCCCCUAACGCCCAAGGGGUGAGGAAUGGCUGUGUCCACUGCUGCCCACAGUGCCAUUUCAUCCUGGAGCAGAUCUGGGGUGCAUAUCGACUCAGCCUCAGUGAAGACCUCAUCACCUCUGUCAGCUCCUUUCUGGUCAGGUACCACGCUGCCAUGGCCAUUGAGGGUUAUGCACCAGCCCAUUCGCAGACAAUCGAGGCCUCUCGCCCCAGCAGCUCCAUGUCGGUGUGUUACCUGUGCGGAGCCGAGCUGUGUGCAGGCGGAGAGUACCAGCUGCACGUCAACCCGCCCGGGCGUUGUGGAGAGAGGGAGCCGUUCUUCCCCUUUCUCACCGUCCACCCUCCCGCUCCCCGUGCCAAGCCAGUAGAUGCCACCGGCCUGGUGUCAGCUUGCAAUCUCUGCUACCAUGACCUACACACCCAGUGGGCCCAACAUGAGGGAUUGGGUCCCUCCACCCCUUCUAACUCUAGUUUACCCAUUGCCAACCCCCAGCCACCCAGCUCCCCUUGGGCCCGCCAGUACAGCUGUGAGGCUUUUGUGUGUUUCUUCUGCAGGAAGGAGCAGCACAGGGAAGGCAGGCUGUGCGCUGUCACCGUGGCCAGGCUUCCUGUGUUCCUGUAUGCCCCUCGCAGCACACGCACCCUCCUGGUGGAUGACGGGAGGAGGUUGGUGAUUGGCUCGUGUUUGGAAUGUAAGGCCAUGGUGCAGGUGGGACAGAGCAUGCAGCAGGACAAGGAAAGGCUUGGACAAGUAGCCUCAGACGGGGAGAGGAAAGAACUAGAAUCAGCCUCGCCGCCGUCUAGACACAAGGCUGGAGCCAGCAAAGAGGUGGACUCUGGGCCUUCGCAGCCUGCAGGUGACCACACUCCUUCUCACCCGGCGACCUUGGAGCCAGAGAAAGCUGACGGAGCUGACCGCCCACUUUCCAGCAUGAGCCAUGAGCCAAAGUCACCAUCGUUAGGAAUGAUCUCCACGGCGACCCGUACCACGGCGACGGUCAGCCCCCUCACCCCGUCGCCUCACAACGGCUCCAUCGUGGCCAAUGGGAGCCCCGCUGCCCAGUCUGCUCACUCUGGAUUUGCCGCAGCCCUCCGUAAACUGGCCAAACAGGCCGAAGAACCGCGAGCUGCGUCCUCCAUCAGCAGUGAGUCCUCUCCAGUGUCCUCCCCAGCCACCAACCACAGCUCUCCGGUCAGUACGCCCAAGAGGGGUCCUCUUGGUCAAGGGCCUGUCCUGGUUCCCCCAGCGGGCCACAGUGUGCCAAACACCCCACCUGUAGUCACCAUUGCUCCAACAAAGACGAGCAACGGCCUCUGGAGGAGCGAGGGACGCCAGGCGGACUCGGGGCCUCGUGGGGCCAGCAGGGAACGUCUGGGUGCAGAGGGGAACCUCCCACAGGAAAAGGGUGGCCCCUCGGUCCCUGCCCACCUCCUGGGAAACCCCUAUGCCUUCGGUCUCACCCCCGGCGCUGUCAUGCAGGACUCACGGUUCCAUUCUCUCAAUCUGCCCAGACAGAUGCCCAAUGCAGUGCCCCCUGGUCAUGUGCCAGAAGAGUACCUCCGUGGUUUCCGGCCCUACGCCACGACGGAGGACGCCCUGCGCAUGUCCUCUUUGCCCUUGGGCCUGGACCCCGCCACUGCAGCUGCCGCAGCUGCUUACUACCACCCCAGCUACCUGCCCCACCCCUCCUUCACGCCAUACAGGAUGGAUGACCCAUUCUGCCUCUCUGCCUUGAGGUCACCUUUCUUUCAGCUGCCAGGAGGGGGAGCUUUACCUCCCAUCCAUCCCUCUGCUGUUCACAUGCACCUCCCCGGGGUCCGCUACCCUGGAGACUUCACGCACCCCUCAAUGUCAGCUCUGCAGUCUGAGAGGCUUCAGCUGGAGGACGAGCUGCGACAGAGAGAGAGGGAGCGGGAGCGAGAGCGCGAGCGCGACAAAGAGAGAGAGCGCGAGGCCGAGAGGGAGAAGGAGCGGGAGAGGGAAAGGGAAAGGGAGCGGGAGAGAGAGCGGGAGAAGGAGCUGGAGAGGGAGAGAGAGCGGGAGCGGGAAAGGGAGCACGAAAGGGAGCGGGAGAGGGAGAGGGAAAGAGAGAAGGAGCUGGAGAGGCAGAAGGAGAGAGCACUGAGGGAGAAGGAGCUGCAGGCUUCCAAAGCCUUGGAGAACCACUAUCUGGCUGAGCUCCACGCCAUGAGGGGGCAGGAGGACAGGACCAAGCCUGAGAGGCUCACCCCGAAUCGGGCCGAGAAAACCAAAGAUUCCGCACCUCCAGCUCCCAAACCAGUGCUGCCGGGACUCCACCCUUCAAUGGUCCAAUCACAUCACCCCAUCCCUGGUCUGAUCCCGGGCCACGGCCUCUUCAUGGGGUCCGGCGCUGUAAUGACGGGGCUCUCAGCCUCGAUGAUCGCUCAGAGGACCAAUGAGGAGGAGAGGUGGUUGGCGCGGCAACGUAAGCUGCGGCAGGAGAAGGAGGAUCGUCAGUACCAGGUGUCUGAAUUCCGCCAGCAGGUUCUGGAGCAGCACCUGGACUUGGGCCGGCCCGCUGACGCCUCGGAUCACAGGACAGACCCACACAGAUCCAUACCAAAUCACCAUGACCCAGGAAGCCGGGACCUCCACCCUCACUUGGGCGCCCCUCCACCGCUCAUCUCCCCGAAACCCCCUCAGCCACCACGCGAACACCACCCUCCCACCACCCUGUGGAACCCUGCCUCGCUCAUAGAAACCCCCUCGGAGUCCAGACGUAACCACGAGCCCUCAGGGAUGGGACACUACGAGCUCAGCCGGCUGCCCCCAGGUCCCUCGAAAUAUGAGGAUGGGGCACGACGGAGAGAAGGGGGGUCCAUGGAGAAGUUCCCCCCGAUGAGAGGUCCUCCGGGUCUGCCGGAGCCCAGCACAUUCCUCGCUGAUCUGGAGAAAUCCACCCAGUCCUUCUUCAGCCAGCAGAGGGUGUCACUGUCUCUGUCCAGCCAGUAUGAGCUGGAGGGAGCCAUGAAAAGCAACGCCGGGCUGAAGAGCCUCCAGGGACACCCGGGGCACAGUCAACACGGACCAGGGCUGGGGAUGGUCCCGGGGCCGGCACAGGGAGCCACGGCGGGUCCGGACACGAUGCUGAUCUACGACGACUUCCUGCAGCAGCACCGAAGGCCGGUCAGCAAGCUGGACCAGGAGGAGAGGAGGAGGAGGGAGGCCAGGGAAAAAGGUUACUUCUACGAGCUGGACGACUCGUAUGACGAGAGUGACGAGGAGGAGGUGAGAGCCCACCUCCGGAGAGUAGCGGAGCAGCCCCCACUCAAACUGGACGACUCCACCGAGAAAUUGGACUUCCUGGGAGCGUUUGGCCUGACCACGGUGGGCCGGCGAGACGACCUGGUGCAGCAGAAGAGAAGGAAAAGGAGGAGGCGGCUCAGGGAGCGCAGCCCCUCGCCGCCUUUCUCGCACUCGAAACGCACCCCCCCUCCCCUCCCCCAGCUCAGCACGCGCUUCACCCCGGAGGAGAUGGACCGAGCGCCGGAGCUCGAGGAUAAGAAGCGCUUCCUCACCACCUUCAAACUGUCCCACGUCACCGUCGAGCAGAGGAGAGAUUCUGCAUUGGCCCCGCCCUCCUCUGAAUCAGAAGGCCACCGCGGCGGCAGACCUUCGAGCCCCUCCUCCUCCUCACAUUGCCCAGCGUCCCCCAAUGGUCACCCGAAGCCCCUCGGGGAGACAUUAAGACCAAAGGAACCCCCUUCUCCAGCUGUCUACCCAGACAAGGCCCGGGGGCCCAGUGAGGGACCGGCCUCCAAGAGGAGCUGCAGCCUGCUGAACAGCUUGCGGCCCCCGCUCCCCCUGCAGGCCAAAGAGGGCCCUCACAGCAUCAAUGGACGCACCAAACCCUGGGACAGCUUCACCCCGGAGGAAUUUGCCCAGCAGUUCCACGAGUCGGUGCUUCAGUCCACUCAGAAGGCUCUGCAGAAACACAAAGGCGGUGCCACGGGAAUGUCGGAGACGUCCCACCUCCAGGAGUCCUCGGUUCACUACAACAUACCGGAGCUUCAGAGCGCGCCCGGGCGGCCGCCGCCGCCGCAUCCACAAUCUCACUCCAAUGCACAUUCGUUUCCCCAUCCGCUCUCCCUGGCUCACCCUCAGCCCAACGGGCAGCACUUCUCUGUAGCCCUUCACCGGGAGGCCUCGGGGACGAGGGAGGACCUGUCCGGUCCAGAUGACUCAGAGGAGGAGGCGGAUGAGGAGGAAGAGGAGGCUCCCGCUUCCAAGUGGCAGGGGAUCGAAUCUAUCUUUGAAGCUUAUCAGGAAUACGUUGAAGAGCAAAGUUUGGAGCGACAGGUGUUGCAGAGCCAGUGUCGAAGACUAGAAGCUCAGAACUACAACCUCGGUCUGACUGCGGAGCAGUUGUCUCACAGCAUGGGGGAGCUGAUGUCCCAGAGGCAGAAGCUGGCGAUGGAGAGGGAGAAGCUACAAGCAGAGCUGGAGCACUUCAGGAAGUGUCUGACGCUGCCACAGACACCCUGGCCACGAGGCGGCCAUUACAAGGGCUACCCCCCCAGGUGACCCCGACACGGCGAGCCGAUGGCCCCUUCAGACUGACACCCAGAGUUUAUUUUUCAUGGCCGGGUCCACGUGUCUCCAUGGAGGAGAAUAUGGCUGGCCUCGAUGGACGAAUGGAUGAAUGGAGUGAAUGGAGAGACGAAGGAUGAAUGCAGAGGAGAGGGGACCAUUCAGUGAAGGAGAGACGGUCUUUGGACUGAGCCACGGACGUGUGCCAAUGUAGCCCGGAGAGCAUGGGACAGGGAGCACCGGAAGAUCAACACACACACACACACACCUAGUUGUCACACACUCUGUCGUCCCUGCUGCUCUCCUGUCCGGUCCUUGCAUCCCUCACCGCCACAGCGACACAGACAAUCCUGCCAAUGAGGGAGCAGCUGCCCCGACGGGGGCGUCGCCAAGAGACUCGGACGCUUCGAAGGCUUCCGGUCAGUCGGGACCGAUGUCGAUCGCGGCGGCCGCGUGAGCUUUUGAACUGGAAAUGCACUUAAGAAUAAAAGCUGAAGAACUACCUGGUGGUACUGCGUUACAACAAAGAGCUGUUUAAAUUAGGGAAGAACUUAGACAAAUGCACAUUUUUGGAAAGAAUUAAGGAAAUGUUUUAUUUCGAAAAAUUUGAGAAUUUUAAAAGGUGCUUCAGCCUUGUAUUGUAAAUAAUAUGAAGACUUAAAAGAUUUUGUAUGUUUUUAUUACUUUAAUCAUUGUUCUUUUAAAGAAAAAAAGCCUGCCAUUUUUAUAUGUUUAUGCUUUUUUUUUGGGGGGGGGGGGUUGGAAAAGAAAGCCUUGGUUUUUAGUGUUCGUACUGCUGCUGGCCAGAACAGCUCAAUGUUGAGACAUUGGGAGAGUGAGAGAGAAGAGGGUCCACUCUUCUUCCUCCGGACCCAGCCACAACCACCUCGUCUGGCGUCUGAGCUCAGCAAAGCUUCCUGAGGUCGUGGGACUCGGCCCCGCCCUCUCAUCCCCCUUCCUUCACAGCAACACGCGUCUCCCAGCACCAACUCCUCUGGUCCGCUCGUGCUAUUCGCUUACAGAAACCAGUUGAGAUCCACAGUGACGAUAUAAUGAGCUUCUUUUUUUCAUUUUUUUUCAUUUUUCCUUUGGUCACUUGACAUACUUGAUUUUGUAAAGACAUGAAGAGUCUUAAGCAGCCAGCUGGGGAAGCUGGUUUUUGAUGCUUUAUCCAACCAUUGGACCUUUCACUUCACUUUGUAUGACAUCAUAUAGCAUUAGACUCAAAUAAUACGACGGUUUGCAAAAAGUUACGCCUUACGAGCCCUUAUCAGCAGUCAUGAGGACACAGUGCCAAAAUGAAAAAAAACAAGGUUGCAUUUUGGAUUCUUAAUUUUAAAUUAAAGUUGCAAUUAGGUAGCCAACCCUUCAAACCAGAGUAGCGGAUCUUCCACUGCGGAUACCUUUAGAUUGCACUCGGCUUCUUCCUGCAUCUCCCCCUGUGUUAGGACUCCAACUAUCCAAAGCUCCCAACGUGUACAAAUAACGGACUGGAAAAGUGGAGACGUUUUUCAAACUGGGCAUUUUGUAGUAAAUCUGAAUGGUUUAAUUGACAUAGCCUCACACACACACACACACACACACACACGUUCUACCCUGUAACUGUUGACUCAGCAUUAUGGUGGCGUGUGCGAUUGAAGACCCCAAAGGCCAGCAAGGAGGUGCACAGAUCAUCAUUUUGAAUGUACGGGGCUGCACAAGUUACAGGGGUGGGACAAUUGGUGAUUUCACUAUUUCAUCGUAAAAAAAAUAUAUAUAUAUAUAUAUUUAAAAAUGUGCAGAAGGUUAAUUUAUAAGUACUGAAGCACACCCCCUACAUACAAUAUGCUAAUUACAAGUGCCUCAAGAAUUUGGGAGCAUGUGAACGAGUUGCAGUCCACAUGAUGGACGUUCUACACACACCUCCAGUGAUCAGGGACUCAACAUGUCACAUUCAAGUGUCUACUGUACGUCUCACACCUUUAAAAUAUGUGCAUGCCAAGAAACGACACAGAAUUCAUUUGAUCUCAAAUGCAUCUCUGAGAACCAAUUUAAUCGCGACACCUUUUUUUAUGAACGAGACCCAGUUCUGAGGAUCAGGUGGAUGCAGAGCGUCGUCUGUCAUUUUUACAGAGCAGAAGAGGUCAUGCUGAGGUCAGCUGCCCGAGGCCUUCCUGUGUCCCGCCCACGCACGCCCAUGCAAUAGCCCCAUGACUCGGUGGAGGAUGUCUAGAUGCUGUGAAAUCCUGUUUUUAAAAAAUGUACUUGUUUGAAUUCAUUGUAAUGUAAUAUAUUCUUUGUUGAAUGUAGUAAUUAGGUAUUUAUGAAUAUAUGGCUGUGAUUUCAGACAAAAAAGAAAAUAAAAUAUUUCAAAAAUGUUAAAUAUUAA
Pseudoliparis swirei is the source of this 9006-nucleotide messenger RNA. RefSeq names its product Gse1 coiled-coil protein b (gene gse1b). Lineage: Eukaryota; Metazoa; Chordata; Actinopteri; Perciformes; Liparidae. The record is from RefSeq and is a predicted model, not a curated record. The coding region runs from base 447 to 6632 and encodes 2061 amino acids. The transcript is spliced from 16 exons.